Molecule: messenger RNA, 1949 nt
Organism: Suncus etruscus (white-toothed pygmy shrew)
Lineage: Eukaryota; Metazoa; Chordata; Mammalia; Eulipotyphla; Soricidae
Gene: EHD3
Product: EH domain containing 3
Exons: 7
Coding region: 147-1754 (535 amino acids)
Biological process (GO): endosomal transport; clathrin-dependent synaptic vesicle endocytosis
Cellular component (GO): clathrin-coated pit; plasma membrane; cytoplasm
Molecular function (GO): protein binding; molecular adaptor activity; GTP binding
Source: RefSeq, a predicted model, not a curated record
GGAUCCCCCAACCCCAUAUGCAUGCUCGGGCCAUGGUGCAACUGAGCCCCAUGCUCGGGUGAGGCUGCUGCACCCCCCUCGGAGCCGCCCUGCAAGGCCUCGGAGCGCCUCGGGGAAGCCCCGGGUUGCUGCACCCUCCUGCAGCGAUGUUCAGCUGGCUGGGCUCGGAUGACCGGCGCAGGAAGGACCCCGAGGUCUUCCAGACGGUGAGCGAAGGGCUCAAGAAACUCUACAAGACCAAGCUGCUGCCCUUGGAAGAGCAUUAUCGCUUCCACGAGUUCCACUCGCCCGCCCUGGAGGAUGCGGAUUUCGACAACAAGCCCAUGGUGCUGCUGGUGGGUCAGUAUUCCACGGGCAAGACCACCUUCAUCAGGUACCUGCUGGAACAGGAUUUUCCAGGCAUGCGGAUCGGACCAGAGCCCACUACAGACUCCUUCAUUGCGGUGAUGCAGGGAGACGUGGAGGGCAUCAUCCCCGGGAAUGCCCUGGUGGUGGACCCCAAAAAACCCUUCCGGAAACUCAACGCCUUCGGCAACGCCUUCCUGAAUAGAUUUGUGUGUGCGCAGCUGCCCAACCCUGUGCUGGAGAGCAUCAGCGUCAUUGACACACCCGGGAUCCUGUCUGGAGAGAAGCAGCGAAUCAGCCGAGGCUAUGACUUUGCGGCCGUCCUGGAGUGGUUCGCCGAACGCGUGGAUCGUAUCAUCCUGCUCUUCGACGCCCACAAGCUGGACAUCUCUGACGAGUUCUCGGAGGUCAUCAAGGCACUCAAGAACCAUGAGGACAAGAUGCGGGUGGUGCUCAACAAGGCAGACCAGAUUGAGACGCAGCAGCUGAUGCGAGUGUACGGUGCCCUCAUGUGGUCCUUGGGCAAGAUCGUCAACACGCCCGAGGUCAUCCGUGUCUACAUCGGUUCCUUCUGGUCCCACCCGUUACUCAUCCCCGACAACCGCAAGCUCUUUGAGGCCGAGGAGCAGGACCUGUUCAGGGACAUCCAGAGCUUGCCCCGCAAUGCCGCCCUGCGCAAACUCAACGACCUCAUCAAGAGAGCCAGGCUGGCCAAGGUCCAUGCCUACAUCAUCAGCUCCCUGAAGAAAGAGAUGCCCUCGGUGUUCGGAAAGGACAACAAGAAGAAAGAGCUAGUGAACAACCUGGCCGACAUCUACGGCCGCAUAGAGCGGGAGCACCAGAUCUCACCAGGCGACUUCCCCAAUUUGAAAAGGAUGCAGGAACAACUGCAAGCCCAGGACUUCAGCAAGUUCCAGCCCCUGAAAAGCAAGUUGCUGGAGGUGGUGGACGACAUGCUAGCCCAUGACAUCGCCCAGCUCAUGGUGCUUGUGAGGCAGGAGGAACUGCAGCGACCUGUGCAGAUGGUGAAGGGCGGUGCCUUCGAUGGCACUUCUCAGGGCCCCUUUGGGCACGGCUACGGGGAGGGGGCCGGUGAGGGCAUCGACGACGCCGAGUGGGUGGUGGCCAGGGACAAGCCCAUGUACGACGAGAUCUUCUACACGCUGUCACCCGUGGACGGUAAGAUCACAGGCGCCAACGCCAAGAAGGAGAUGGUGCGCUCCAAGCUGCCCAACAGUGUCCUGGGAAAGAUCUGGAAGCUGGCGGACAUCGACAAGGACGGGCUGCUGGAUGACGAGGAGUUUGCGCUGGCCAACCACCUCAUCAAGGUCAAACUUGAGGGCCAUGAGCUGCCUGCUGAGCUGCCCGCACACCUCCUGCCGCCCUCUAAGAGGAAGGUGGCUGACUAAGGGGGGCUCGGACAGGCCGGAGUUAAGAGGGGCUGGGAGAGGCGCCCUGUCCUGCCAUGGCUUCUUAGAGCCCCAGUGAGGAAACCCACAAAGGCUGUUUUCUAGCUUCAAACAAUGUAUUUCUGUCUCCGAUACCCACUACUACCCUGUCUGUCCUCCAGUCAAUGCUCUCUGAAUACAGCACAUGUAGCCUUC